Messenger RNA from Hippocampus zosterae (dwarf seahorse), 1529 nucleotides. It is a transcript of the gene gpha2, whose product is annotated as glycoprotein hormone subunit alpha 2. Lineage: Eukaryota; Metazoa; Chordata; Actinopteri; Syngnathiformes; Syngnathidae. The record is from RefSeq and is a predicted model, not a curated record. Gene Ontology annotation, cellular component: extracellular region. The transcript is spliced from 4 exons. Gene Ontology annotation, biological process: cell surface receptor signaling pathway. Gene Ontology annotation, molecular function: hormone receptor binding; hormone activity. The coding region runs from base 792 to 1205 and encodes 137 amino acids.
GCAAACUCCACACAGGGAGGCCGGAGCUGGAAUCGAACCCGAUACCUCUGCACUGUGAAGCCGACGUGCUAACCACUGGACUACCGGGCCGCCCCAUUGGAUUCAAUUCCUUCCAAAAUAUUUUGCACUCGUACGCUCCCAAAUACCAGCGAAAACCUUUGGCGCCAUCCAAAUAUGGCAGCACGGUCUCCGCCAUUUUGACACCUGUUGCCAACAGCUCGGGCAAUCUGUUUGUGUGGCCCAACUCUUCGUUUAGCACCUGCUGUUGUAAUUCUCAAAAAAUCUGAGUCUCAAGCUAACAUGCUGUGUGUGUGUGUGUGUGUGUGUGUGUGUGUGUGUGUCUAUGGUGCCAAUGCAUUGAUGGAAAAUCUAAUCUAGUUUUCCUCUGUGUCACAGAGACCCCCCCCCCCCUCCCUCUCCACUACCACCACCGCCACAUCUCCCCACCCGCUCCGUAAAGGUUUUAAAGUGCGUCGGGGAGGUGGCACCCUGGCUUACAUGCUAACACGCCGCCGCAGGAGGAGAAAGAGGAGGAAAGGAUAUUUUGGGGUGGGGGGGAAACUGUCGACUUUGGAAGAAGAGUAAAGGGGGACCUGAUUGGGAAAAAGAGAGCUGCAAUUGUGGGCGUGUUCCCAGCUAUAAUUGGCCUCGACUCGUACCUGCUCCUGGCAUCGCUGCAUGAGCCUCACCGCACACGCACACACGCACGCACACACACACACACACACACACACACGAGCCAACACACCUGUCAACUGCUGUCGGCUCAGCAAGUGCUCUCCGCUCUCCAGAUGUCGCAGCCGAUGAGGGUCAACAUCUGCUUGCUGGUGCUGCCAGCCAUGUCGCUGCUGCUCUUCUCUCCCGUCGGUCGCAGUGACGAGAACGUCACCCUCAGCCCGGGCUGUCACUUGCACCCUUUCAACGUGAGCAUCCGCAGCGACCGGCGAGGCACGUGUCGGGGAACCCAUCUUGCGCACGCAUGCGUGGGCUACUGCGAGUCCAGCGCCUUCCCGUCCAGGUACUCGGUGCUGGUGGCCUCGAACUUCACGCACAACAUCACGUCGGCGGCGCGAUGCUGCACCAUCGCCAAGGAGGCAAAGGUCAAAGUACGGCUGGAGUGUCCUGGGGGCCGUUACCAUGACGAGUUGGAGAUCCUGACGGCCAAGGCGUGUCGCUGCGACAUGUGCCGCACGUCCCGCUACUGACCGAAAAGCUGGACCGGAGCUCACAUUACAGUUGACUGCUGCACGACAGAAAUGACAUAUCAAAUCAUUAUGACAAGAGCAAAUCAUGUUGAAAAGAAAAAAAAAAAAAGGAUUCCACGUUUUACAAUAAACACUACCCAGAAACAAAAAGACAAAAGAAUGUAAAAGCACCAAAUAUUUAUUUGUUUGAUUGUCAUGAUUUUUUGGGGGGUAAAUUAUAUCUGUUGUUGGAACCAAAGAGUGCUUGGAAUGACUUUAAAGGAAAGAUAGAAAUAUUGAAUAUUUUUUACAUUGUGUGAAUUGAAAAUAAAGCCUUUGAAAUUA